Messenger RNA from Adineta steineri, 806 nucleotides. NCBI's taxonomy places the organism in Eukaryota, Metazoa, Rotifera, Eurotatoria, Adinetida, Adinetidae. The record is from the annotation of a GenBank genome assembly.
UCAUAUAGUUGAGUUACUCAAUCUUUCAUCGUUUCUUAUAAUAACAUAUCGAAGAAUAACAAGAAAAAAAAGGCAAUCCACGAGGUUUAUUUUUUUUUGAAUCAUUCUCAUUCAGUUUUGAAAAAAUUAUUUCAUCAAUACCAAUGUCGAGUAUGUGUCUUCUCGAUUUUCCAGUCGAAAUUCUUCAUCAUAUCUUUGAUUAUCUUAACACUUACAACUCUCAAUUUGAGAGAUAAUGAAUUGAGCAGCAACGGAACAGAAUAUCUGGCUAAUGCAUUACAAAAAAACACAGUCAGUUUCUAUAUAGAUUUGUUUCUGAUAUACUUAUAUUUGUUUAGACACUUCGUAUACUUAAUCUUCAACUCGAUCAUAUUGAUGAUAAUGGAGCAGAAUAUUUAGCAAAUACUUUGAUGACUAACACAACACUUACUACACUCUAUCUAUGGAAUAAUCAAAUAAGAAGUACAGGAGCACGGUAUCUUGCUAAUGCAUUACAAAAGAAUACAACAGUUAUCACACUCGAUCUUGGACGCAAUCAAAUAGGCACUGCUGGAACAAAAUAUUUAGCUGAUAUGUUACGAAUAAAUUCAACUCUUACGACACUUAGUUUAUGGGACAAUGAAAUCAAAGUAAAAGGAGCUGAAUAUUUAGCUGCUGCAUCGAAAACUAAUAAGACACUGACUACUUUGGAUAUGGGAUUUAAUCAAAUUGGUGAUAAUGGAGAACAAUAUUUAUUAGAUAUAUUACACACUCAUAAGACACUAAUAACACUUAAUUUGAACAACAACCCUUUGAUCUUUACUUGA